CCGAGUCUGACAGCCGGCGAGUGAGAGCGCGUGCGGACCUGAAGGUGUGUGUAUGUGUGUGUGAGUAUGGAGCUGUCAGGGUCUCAGGGUACAGACACCACAUGGUAGUGAGUUUUAGGGCAAAGACAGAGAGUAGUGGUGGUGUGUACAGUCAGUACCGGGAAACACACACCAGCAGUGUGGGACUGAUCUGCUUAUACCAGCUGAGAGAGAUGCAGACGUUUGUGAAAGGGAAGCGAGUGGGCUACUGGCUCAAUGAGAAGAAGAUCAAGAAGCUGAACUUCCAGGUUUUUGUGGACAUGUGCAGGAAGCGAGGCAUUGAGAUGGUUCAGCUGGAUCUGAGCAGGCCGAUGGAGGAUCAGGGCCCGCUCGAUGCCAUCAUCCACAAACUGACGGACCACAUCGUGGAAGCUGAUCAGAAUGUGAUCAAGGCUCAGAGACUGAUCCAGAGCGUGCAGGAAUACAUCGAUGCUCACCCUGAGACCGUCAUCCUGGAUCCACUUUCUGGGAUCCGCACGCUGCUCGACCGCUUUAGGUCCUACGCACUGAUACACAGAAUGGAGGAGUGUCUGGAGGAUGAGCGGAUCUGUUCUCCUCCGUUCCUCGUGCUCAGCAGUGGGUGCGGCCCUGACAUGUUGGAGCAGCUCCACAAAAGAGACAUCACCUUCCCCUUUAUGUGUAAGACUCAGGUAGCGCACGGUGUGAACUCUCAUGAGAUGGCCAUAAUCUUCAGUGAGGAAGACUUGAAGGAUAUCUCACCCCCCUGCGUGCUCCAGAGCUUCAUAAACCACAACGCUAUGCUCUACAAGGUGUUUGUGGUGGGUGAGGCAUACAGAGUGGUGCAGAGACCUUCCAUUAGGAACUUCCCGUCUGGACCUACAGACAGAAGAGCAAUAUCGUUUAACAGUCAUCAUGUGUCCAAACCAGAGUCAUCAUCAGACCUCACCUCUAGGGAGGACGUGGAGGGUCAGUGCAGGGCACCUAGUGAUGAUGUCAUCCAGAAAAUUUCCAGAUGUUUAAGACAGAUUCUCGGGGUGUCACUGUUUGGAAUUGACAUCAUCAUCAACAACCAGUCAGGACAACACGCUGUUAUUGAUAUCAACGCCUUUCCAGGUUAUGAAGGAGUCCCGACGUUCUUCGAUGACCUGCUGACUCACCUGACCAGCGUCCUGCAGGGCCACGCCCCCAAUCGAGCCAACAGAGUGAGCCAGCUGCCCUGUGGCAUGCUGGGAAACGAGAGCGUUGCCUUGAUGAUGGACAGCGAGGUGAUGAAGAAGGGUCUGAACUGCUGCAACGCUGAACUGGGUUCCACCUACCACCAACACCGGCGCUCUCGUCUCACAGCACACACGCCCUCACAGUGACCCUGUUUGACCACUUCCUGCUCAAUUGCAUCACUUCCUGUCAGGCCUCUGUAUGCGUAAUGACCGAAGAUGUGCUGAUAUUUGUGCAAAGAUCGAAGAGGAAAAGAACAAAUCAAUAUCUGAACUAAACCAAGUGAUUUAACUACUCUGCUUUUUCAGGAACUGGACUUUACUGACCAUAACGUGCCUUACACAUGCAGGAGAAAUCGUUUUUUAAGAGAAAGAGGUGGAGAAAAAAAACAAGGGAAUUGCACAAGUUUAGACAAAGCAGCUUCUUGAGGAGCAAACAGCUCUGUUUCUAUUCAUAACUUCAUACCUCUUUACUCAAAGUGCUAGCUGAUGGGUCAACAACAACAACAACAACAACAACAACAGAUAAGCUCAUAGGAAAGCACUCGCUGUAACCAUGACAACACUCCCACUAGUACAGGCUAGUGCAGACUAGCAUCCUGGCUAGGACAGGCUAACAUUAUUAAUAUUUGUAAAUAUUAGGUGUAAUCUUCAUGGUAUCGUUGUCAUCCUCAUCUUCAUCGCUCAGUGUCUCUGUACAUCAUUUAAAUAAACACAAAUUAAAUAUUCAUCACUCCCACUAGAGUGAGAAACCUUUACAGCUGCUAAGAUAAUUUAAUUUAUCUGUGUUUUAACGCAACUGAACAUGAACCAAACCUCAGAUUAAGCAAUCGCAAAAGUAUGACUUUUCUGGGUCACACCAGGAUCACCACCUCACUGCCUCGACCAUCAGAGUCACCAGCUUUGAGCGAGACGUUUUUACACGUCGACUGUUUCUCCGUUUAACCACUCGAUCCAUGACACAUGCGCUGACCCCCGAGACGAGCGCCGCUAGCAUUAUUUAGCUACGAUUGUAUCUUCGAUGCUAGCUGAUUCAUUCUUUCAGAUAAAAGUUUUCAGAUACCAAAGAAAAUAAAAAACUAGAGCUGUGCUAACCACUAGCUGUGAUUAGCUAGAACUGAUUAGUAUGAAUGUGAAUUAGUGGCUAGCUGACGAUUUAGGACAGAACUGAAUGAAGGAGGUGUAGAAAAACUCUCCAGUUGAUUUAUAUGUCUUUAAGUGAAGAUUUUUCCUGGACAGUCUGAUGAUUUUUAUGAAAGUCAUAAGUUCAUAAGUAUUGGGACAGUGUCAUUAUUUCUGUGCUCUUGCUCCUGUACACCACCACAGUGGAUUUGACAUGAAACAAUUUAGAUGAGACUGAAGUCGAGAACUUCAGCUUUAAUGUACAUACCAUACUGAGCCACUCUUUCGUUUCUUCACGUUUCUUCACUCAGUUCCCAGACACACGGCUGGGAUUUGAUCCAGCAGCCUCUUCAACCGUUACUCUACUGAUCCUUCCUGGGCUCGGGAAAGAGUUUCAUCCAAGAUGAGGAGAGACUCUGUAAAUAAAUGAUUAUAUAACCCUCAAUAGUUCAUUUUUCUUUUUUGUAAAUCCCUAGAAUUAAAGCUGAAAGUCUCCACUUCAAUCCCAUUGAGGUCUUCAUGUCAGCGCCAUUGUGGUUGUGUGUGUGUGUGUGAUCAGAACCAUCACUCCCACUCUACCUGUGUUCUUUUAGAGCUAAAAAUGUAAAUAUGAAAAUAAGGAGAUUUUCACUGAGAAUUAAACACUGGUAUAUUUUGUGUGUGUGUGUUAUAUUUGUAUAUACUGUACACACAGUAUUUGUGUAUAUGUUGUUGUUGCCACAUUUCAAUGACAUGUAAUGGAAGGAAACGGGUGCAGAGAAUAAACUCUAGUUAAACAAC
Molecule: messenger RNA, 3116 nt
Organism: Tachysurus vachellii
Lineage: Eukaryota; Metazoa; Chordata; Actinopteri; Siluriformes; Bagridae
Gene: itpk1a
Product: inositol-tetrakisphosphate 1-kinase a
Exons: 11
Coding region: 102-1364 (420 amino acids)
Biological process (GO): inositol trisphosphate metabolic process
Cellular component (GO): cytoplasm
Molecular function (GO): inositol-3,4,5,6-tetrakisphosphate 1-kinase activity; inositol-1,3,4-trisphosphate 6-kinase activity; magnesium ion binding
Source: RefSeq, a predicted model, not a curated record